AUGGAGACCCAGAGGGCCAGCCUCUCCUUGGGACGGUGGUCACUGUGGCUAUUGCUGCUGGGACUAGUACUGCCCUCGGCCAGCACCCAGGCCCUCAGCUACAGGGAGGCUGUGCUUCAUGCUGUGGAUCAGCCCACUGAGAAGUCCUCAGAAGCUAAUCUCUACCUUCUCCUGGAGCCAUCUCCCCCCAGCCUUGGUCACACUGAUGAAGACCUGGACAACCCGAAGCGUGUGAGCUUCAAGGUGAAGGAGGCGGUGUGCCCCAGGACGAGCCAGCAGUCCCCAGAGCACUGUGACUUCAAGGAGAAAGGAGUGGUGAAAAAAUAUGGGGUGACAGUCACCAUGGACCAUUGA
Molecule: messenger RNA, 354 nt
Organism: Odocoileus virginianus texanus
Lineage: Eukaryota; Metazoa; Chordata; Mammalia; Artiodactyla; Cervidae
Source: RefSeq, a predicted model, not a curated record